This is a messenger RNA of Colius striatus (speckled mousebird), 9936 nucleotides long. RefSeq names its product syntaxin binding protein 6 (gene STXBP6). Gene Ontology annotation, biological process: Golgi to plasma membrane transport; exocytosis. Gene Ontology annotation, cellular component: exocyst; plasma membrane. Gene Ontology annotation, molecular function: phosphatidylinositol-4,5-bisphosphate binding. The transcript has 9 exons. The coding region runs from base 367 to 1107 and encodes 246 amino acids. The record is from RefSeq and is a predicted model, not a curated record. NCBI's taxonomy places the organism in Eukaryota, Metazoa, Chordata, Aves, Coliiformes, Coliidae.
CUGGGCGGUCCCGAUUGGCGCAGCCGGCGCACGUGGGGCCGCCCUCACGCCUCGGCGCUGGCCGCGCGGCGGCUACCGCCGUGGGGCACAGCACGGCACAGCACGGCACGGCACGGCACGGCGCUCCGCGGGGGUCUCCGCGGGUCUGCGCGCACCGCCCACGCCUGCGGCGAGGAGAGGAGCCUAUCCGUCGGAAAGAUAUAUAUUCAGAUCACCUCUUGUAUGCAGGCGGGGGUGAUGGUUUUUCUCAUAGAAGAAGCUCUCUGAAAUCUUCUGUUAAUGUGUAACGCUGAGAGUACCAGGAAACGAUUCUCUAAAAAUGCAGUCUAUUAAGAGAGCAACGGUCUGUUAUAUCUGUGAUCUACAAUGAAUGCCAAAUCUGCAAUCAGCAAAGAAAUUUUUGCCCCACAUGAUGAAAGGAUGCUGGGAGCUGUCCAAGUGAAAAGAAGAACAAAAAAAAAGAUUCCUUUCCUAGCUACUGGAGGUCAGGGUGAAUAUUUAACAUACAUCUGUUUGUCAGUGACAAACAAGAAACCAGCUCAAGCAUCUAUUACGAAGGUGAAGCAAUUUGAAGGGUCCGCAUCAUUUGUCAGGAGAACGCAAUGGAUGCUCGAGCAGCUUCGCCAGGUCAAUGGUAUAGAUCCUAAUCGGGAUUCCCCAGAAUUUGAUUUACUAUUUGAAAAUGCUUUUGACCAGUGGGUAGCAAGUACAGCUUCAGAAAAAUACACAUUCUUUCAGGUUCUACACAACACUUGUCAGCGCUACCUUACAGACAAGAAGCCAGAAUUUAUCAAUUGCCAAUCUAAAAUUAUGGGAGGAUUUGGGAAACAGAGAGAAUGGACCAUGUGGACUCCGAGGUCAAUGAGGGAAGAGAGGAGGAGAUGUGCUGGAGCAGAGACUCUACUGCAUCCUGCAGAGAGGACUGGAAACAGCAUACUCCAUUCAGCAGCAGACAGUGUGACAAGUGCAGUACAGAAGGCAAGUCAAGCUUUGAAUGAGCGGGGUGAAAGGCUCAGCCGAGCAGAAGAAAAGACAGAGGAGCUGAAAAACAGUGCUCAGCAGUUUGCAGAAACUGCACACAAGCUUGCCAUGAAGCACAAAUGCUGAGAUACUGCCCAAAGCUGAAGUCUUCCCAAGAGAAACUGGAAAGGUUACGUUCAGCAGUUCUUACAGGAGAUGCAGAAUUCUGUGUGCUUUUUUCUUCCAGUUCAGCAGAGAUGCAUUCUUUCAGUUUUUUGCAGGGAAAGUGUUGCAUUUCUACUGUUUUUGAACUUACUUUUAUUUAUCUUUUGUAAUAUUGCUACACAAUCCUGCAGUACUUUGUACCUGUAUUUUAGUUGUUACAGGAGUGAAAGCAAACUGGAUAACUGGACCAAAUAACAAACUGAUCAGGAUUAAAAUAGUAAUACUCUUCCCAUUUGUACAGAAAAUUAUUUAACUGGUCGUGGAUGUAUAUGUGGAAAUAAAACUCAAAGAAAGGUAUCUUUUUCUUCAUUUUAUGUAGCAUCAGCAGAAUGUGAAUGUUGGAAUUGAACACCUGGGAUUAUUAAAUGUUGUGGAGAUUAGACUGUUUAGUCCUGGGAAACAGAAAAGCUCGUUUCUUCUACUCUGUGUAGGAAGUUUUACAUUUGCCAUCACCAGCAUUCAGAAAUGCAUAUCAGAAUUUCACUGGGGAACCAGUGAUGCAUUUGAAUAUUUCUAUUUUCCCUUCUGGAUUGAUUGUAUGAAUACUAUAAUGAAAUCUACAGAAUGUGUGCUUGAGGCUUCAAAAUUAAGGAAAAAAAAGUAAUUUUACAUCUAUACACACAUAGCUGUGCCUCAAACACAGUCUAGAAUUUAGCAAUCUGGUAUAAAAUAACAUUUCAUUUUUUUUAUUAUGAUUCUGUGGCUGAAGGUCUAUGUAAAUGAGGAUGCAAAGGCCUGGGAAAGUGAGAAUGAACCAUUUUCCAAGUCAUCUGUUCUUCAUAAAUUGUAUAGUAAGAAUUUUUUGGGUACACUUUUACAUUAGCUAGUUGUCUUGUUUUUAAAACAUGAAAAGCAUGUCUUGGUUCAUUAGAAUCAUAACUUCUAGUUUGGAUCUCAGUUUUCAAUAUACAUCCUCACUGGAAGGGUGACUCUGCUUCAUUCUGUAUUCACUAUAUGUAAUAUGUGCACUGUAUUCUCUUAGAAAAGUAAGUAGGUUACUCCUUUGCUUCACAACUGUAUAUUAACAUUUUUUUAAGAUGUUCCAAUAUGCUUCUAGAAUGAAGAAAAAAAGAAAAAAAAGAUACUGCACUGUUUUUUUUUCUAAACCUGUAAGCUAGAAACAGGAAUAUUGUAGCAGAAGUUUCUUCUGAAGAUACCUGCUCUUAAUUUCUAUCCUCAUCUUACUGGAGAGCCAGAAAGCUGGCAUUAUAUGAAUAUACUGCAGCUUUUACUUUCAAUGGAGAAUAUGAUUUUUCCAUUAUUAAUGACACUUUAAACACUCUAAAAUACUCAGAGCAGCACUUCUAAGAGAGAUAAAAGCUUCUGUAGUAACUGAGAAUAUUUUAGUUACUGGUUGAAGUAACUGAAAAUCUCUUGGAAAUGUCUACUUUGUAGAAAGAUACUUGGCUUUAGGAGAACUUUCUCAUUUGAGCUAAGAACACUAUCUAGUUAACUGAUUGCAUUAAAACUUUCUAUCUGUGGGGGUUUUCCUGUAAUUUAAACUGUUUUGUACAAAGCUUUUUAUUUAAUUUCACACUGGGAAUUGAGAGGAGGUAAAUUUAUCAUCUGUAUAGUACUAUACAAUCAUUUAGAUCUGUUUAGCAUCAGCACUGUCAAUUGAAAAGGAAUUUGUCCACAUCUGUUAUAAGUCAAAAGAGGCUUAUUAACGACAUGUUCGGAACAACCAUUUGAGCUACGUACAAUUAAUGCUUGCUCAGUAAACAUCAGGAGCUAUCCAAGCACUAUUGUAAUGACUAUGGGUAGUUCUGCAAAUUAACCAGGAUAACAGUCCUUCAUUUGAAGUUAAAUGUCUCCUAAAGACAAAACAUUAGGCUAUUCUUUUAAAAAUAGCUGCAUUAUAAAUUAGUUGAGGUACAUAUUUACUACAUAGAUAUCUUCCGUUGAUAUCUUCUGUUUCCACUCUAUUUAAACUAUAUUCUGCUGUUAACCUCACAAGUCUUUCUCCUGAGAGAAAGAAGGAAUUGGUUUUGAACUACUGCCAUCUAGCUGGUCUUUUGAGCUUGUCAAUAAUUUAGAAGAAACAUCUAAACCACAGAUGAGAUCAACCUGAAAAGAAUUAGUUGUCUGAACUCAGAUAAGAAGGCAUUGGUUUUCAGAUGUUUACAUGAAUAUCAUCUGAACAAGACAAGAUCACUGCUAAGUUCCAGACCUGUUGUGAGUUGAACUGUUAGUCCCACUGACAGUUUUUCAGCCUUUUUUAUUUUUUUAUAUCCUCCAAUAAGUAUAUCAUGUUAUGUAUCAUAACUUGGGACUUUUAUCCAUCACAAGCCAUUUACAAUGGGAAUUCUGAGAAACCUAGUGUUAUUGAAUGAAGGAGAAGCUGUUUGUCCGUGUGUUUACUUUGUUCUCACUGUUCAUUAAACUACAAGAUUUGGUAGUUCUUGAAAAAAAAUAAAUCAGAGGCGUAUAAAUAUCUAUCCAAAGGUAAAUCCUACAGAAUUGCUAUUUCUUUCUGGAACUUAGCUUGUGGUGUAUACAACCUGAAAGUGUUAGGUAGCCAUAUACAUAAAACAUACAUUCAGAUUAAUGUUUCAUAUGAAAGAAUGUAUUUGUAAAUUGUAACAUCAUUAAUAGUUACUUUAUCUUUUUACAGUUCUGCAAAGAAUAAAAAUAAUGUAUUGUUAGACUUGACUACUGUACUGCAAUCUGUCUUAAAAGACUACUUUUGUGUCUAGUAAAAGUUGUACAUUACGUGAAAUAUUAACACAAAGUGAUCUUAAAAGUAGGUGGGUUUUACUAUGAUAUGCCAGAAUUGUAAAACUUGCUGGUAUCUAUUGUAACCAAUUUCUUGAAAGUUCUCAAAGAUGUAGAAAUUAUUUUUUGCCAUUCUGGGGGAAAAAAAAAAAAAGGGACCUGCUCUCUUGAGUCAUUACUGGCAACCCUGAUCUUGUCAUUAAAUAAUUAACUGUGAUCAAAGCAAAACUGUCCUUGUAUUAUGUAUUAUUGAAGUUAUCUAUUCAGGAUAUGAAUUAUUUUUAAGUAACAUUUUUAUCUUUCACUCUAUAAAACUGAAUAAAAAAUAGCUUCUGCAGUAAGUAUGAAAUCUUUCAAGAGAAAAAGUACUGUAAUUAAAAAAUAAGUAAUGGGAACUGUGUUCUUGCAGGUUCCAGACAGUGGUUAACACAAGUUUAAGUUUACAUCUUUACUUAAAGGCUGUACAGGUUAAAAAAGAACGUCUGUGUUAAUUUAUUCUCAAUCUGCUGUAAAGUGCUUAUUUUCAAAUUGUUUUAUUUUGGAUAUCUAAUUUUAUUGAUACAUUUUUGUCGAAGUGAAAGCAAUUUUAUUGCCAUAUGGGAGUAUAAGCAUAAAGGUAGAAUUCUUGUUCACACAAAGUAGCAUUCCCAUAUGUUCAAAUGAGGGCUACCUGCAGAAGAUGAGUGUGUUGCAGAAUAUGGUUGCUGUCAUGCUCCUCAAGGCACAAUAUUUGACUGACAAAAAUCAAAUAAAUAUCUUUGCAGUGUUGCUAAUUAAUAUUUUAUUAGCUCUGCAGAAAUUCCUUGUCCUGUAGUGAUAUUGAGUGACAGCUUCUAGUAUCUGCUGCCUUUAAAUCUGGAAUUUUUCAGUUUUGAGACUUGUAAAAAUAUUAGUACUGAAAUGACACAAAGCCUCUAUCUCAGUUUUCUUAAUUUACUGCAUAGUUUCUAUCUGAAAAGCAUCACAGUGGGAUUAGUGGCUGACAGCUCAUUCUAUAAAUUGCAAUGACUACUCAAACCACUUUAGUGUAACAAAUUUCCAGUCAAAUUCCUUUAUUGGCAAAUGCUAAUUCCCGUCUUACUGGAAGUUUUGUUAAAAUCUGUCAUAAUUUUGACAUCCAAGGAUUGUAAAGCAACAGAGUAGCAUUUGGCCAGGCACUGAGUGAUUCCCCAAGUCAGGCUGCAAGUGCAGCUACUUUUGUCAGGGGAAUCUAGAAAUAUCACCCAAAAAAAUAGUUUCAGGAUUUUUCUUGCUAGUAAAGUCAGUGUCUAACAAUGAUGGAAAAGCUGUGGGAAUGGUAGCAGUAAGGUAUUUUAUGUUUGUAAAUUGAAAAGAAUGAAGAGCUGUAUAGAAUUGCUAGAGAGUACAGAGCAUAGGGUUUCUAGGAGGUGAUGAUGUUGUUUUGCAUAAGCCAAAAUAUAGGCUUGUUUGUAUAAUCAUAGACUGCCUAGAUAUUUUUUAUGAGAUUUUUAUGAGUUCCAGCACAGUGUAUUGAAUGGGAUGUACAGAAACCAGCAUACUGUCCAGGAAAUCUUAAAAAAAAAAAAAAAAGAGAGAGAGAAAAGAAAAAAAAUAUGCAUGUACACUGAAGAUUUUAUGAUGGCUAGAACAUAUGUAAGGUAUUAGAAACACUUACUGGAGCAAGUUAGCAAAAUCACAUUUGUAUGUGAAAAUACUUUAUUUGCCAGACUUACCCUGGGGAUAACUACUUUAACAUAAAAAUAUAACGAUAUGUUCAAAUGAAAGAGAAGAACAUCUUCCAGUAAGAAGAUACAAGUCCAGUAGCUUUCAACCCUUAUCAACUAUAGCUGAACGCUAGAAAAAUGUUAUAGGCACAUCACUACAAGCAAUUCAGAUACCAGGGUUUAAAGAGUUCCUCAGUUCCAUUCUGACAACUAACUGCUUUAUUGGCAAAGCCAGGAGACAAACUAACUUGAAGUACUUUUGUGGAUACCUAGCCUUUGUGUUUCAAGCAAGUGUGAUUUAUUUCACAAAUAGGAAUUCUAAUAGAAUCUACACGGCUUGACCUGCAAGUUAAGCUUGCUUGACAUAGUAUGGCAGAAGUCACAUAGCCAUAACUUAAUGGUUGUCAUUUUAGUUUUUGCAAUUACACUGGUUUGCAUUAUCAUUCUUUUUCUCCCUUUUCUGAACUUCCGCCCAAUAAAGCAUUUCCAUUCUCUGUAAGUGCAGAUAAGAGAUUUAGUUAGUUGUCAUAUAUAUUUUUUCUAGACGUUAGUACCACAAAUGUAAUCAAGGUAAAUGCUUAGCUGGUUUUGCUGCAGUAAACGGAGUUCUUCAUGGAAGCUCCGUUUUUCUAUGGAUUUUUGAAGAGUCUCUCAGAAAGGCUUUGAAGAAUGACAUAAAUGUUCUGUGCAGGAAGUUUGCUGAGCUGAAAAAAAAAAACCUAAAAAAUGUAUAAUCAACAAUUCUUGUUAAUUCUAUUACAUUAAUUACUAUAAACAAAAAUGAUGAUGUGUGUUCUUUCUUAUCUGUUGUGUAUGGAAUGGUAUCUUAGAGGAGAUUCAGAAAAAUUUCAAUCUCUCAGUUUGAAAAGGUAGAGCAUAUUCCCAUAGUGACUUUUAAUGUCUUCCAUAAACUCUUGUGUACAGGAAAAAAAUUAAUUCUUCAGUUAUUGGUAUUGAAAAUAUGUGCAACUGUAACUUGUGAGAGUGUGGAAGGGGUGUUUUAGAAGUUUCUAAUCUAUCAGAGUUUAAAAUUAAUUUUAGCCGUUAGAAUACACUUCUUUCAUGUGAGCUGAUAGUUAAAAUUGACUUACAAUCAGCGAUAAGCUUGGCCCCUUCUGGAUCUGACGCUUUAGUUUCUAAAGUGGAACAUUAGCUUGGAUGUGUGCUUUUUGUUAGCUAUGGACUUUUUCUUCUCCUCCUUUGCUUACCUUUGCUUUCUUCCCAAAGAAUGAAAUGUGGACUAUGUAGAAUGGUAGUGAGUCACACACUUUGAAGCUCUUUUGAGAUAACUAGGGAAAAGAGAAGGUGGGAUGUGUAGCUCAGUGCAUUUUCCUUUAGUCUUGACAGCCCAAAUAGAUUAAGACUCCCCCACCUGACACAAUAAAUCAAAUCAUUUAAAACUCCUUUGAAAAGACUGGAAAGUUAAUAUUCUUUGUCUCAAUGUAUGAAUUUCAUGACGUAAUUACUUCUGUGAGCACCAUAAAAUGAUUUAGCAACUGUAGGAAAAAAAUGCUAGAAGGAAUAAAAGUAUAGUUCUUUCUAGUCUAGCAUUAGGCGAGGGAUUACCACAGAGUAUUUGCUGUAAGAGGAAAAAGAGACUUCCCAAGCUUUCUGGAGCAUCUAAGGAAGAGACAUGAAAAAAUGUACUGUCUUACUUGUAAUGGUAGUUAAAGCUAGAAUUCCAAUGUCAACAUCAGGAGAAUUAAAAAUUAAUUUUGUUGAUUCUGUAACUUUAAAGUUAAGUAGACAAGACAGUGCAUGCACUGGAUUAAUGUCAUGAUCAUUAAUCCUUGCAGUCACCAGAGUCAGUUUCAUUUUACGAUAAAUUACAUCUUUAUUGAUUUGCAAACAAAACAAUGUUUUGAUGACACAGGCAGGAGGGAGCCUCUGUUUUGAGGUUUAGUUUAGUUUUGGUUUAGAGAGGUUUUUAUCUGUGUUUCCCUGGUUGUGUAUUUGCAGUUUUCUAUGAAAGUAACAGCUGAUUUUUAUGCCAACACUUGUCUCCCAAGCACCGUCCCUGGGGUCCAGAAUCAACUGGAUUUGUGCAAGUCUCAUUCACACCCAGAUAAUACUUGUUUGUGUCUUUGUAUGGAAAGUAAACCAAUUCACAGAAGCACAAAGUGAAUAUGUAGAAAUUCUAUUACACAUGCAACACUCAUGUACAAAUCCUCCAUUUUCUAAGGAGUUCUGUAUCCCAUAUCGCAGAUUAUUUGUAUCUCAGUAAGAUAAAAGAUGAAGUCACCUGCAGAAAGCAACUGUCAAAAAAGAAAAUAUCUUCUUGGAAAAUUAUUUCUGAAGCAAUAGGAUAGUUGUCUACUAGAUAAUAAAUCCUUUCAUGAGCUUAACUAUUAGUUCAGAAUCCACUGUUUUCUGAAGAAAUACAUAAAGAAUGAGCUGGUAUUAGAAAACUUAUUUUCUCCCUAGUUGGAACUCAGUGGUGAGGUCAGGCUGAAUGGUUGGAUUUUUUUCCCUUCUACAGUUUUCCAACCAUAUCACUCUAGUUUUUUUUAAAAAAAAAAAAAAAUCUGGAAAUCACUUUUAGUUCUAAAUAUCACUAAUUAAGUUGUUGACAGUAAGUCAAAGAAAUGAUGACUUGAAGAAGAGAGAAUAAUUCACUGCCAAAUAAUUCUUGUUCCUGCACAAUACCAAUUACAUCCGGAGCUGCAGAGUAGAGGUCAUGAUCUAUAGUCUUUGAAAUUUGUUAACAAUAUCAUAAUUAGACUGAACUUCUUCACAGUGCUUUUCUGUCCCAAAUUAAAGCACAACUAUUGACUCUGAAGGAGAGGCAUCCUAACCAAUCAUCCAAGUGAAAAAGCAAAAUAAUAGUGCUGUAGUUUCCUUUUUCAAAAAUCAGUGUAUAUGUGAAUUUAUACAUAUAGUUCCUAUAGCAUUAGUCACUUGAAGCAAUUAAAAUUGAUAAACAGCUACACUGUGCCAGCAGUAUGCUCUUGUGGCCAAGAAGGCCAAUGGCAUCCUGGGGUGUUUUAGAAGGGCUGAGGGCAGUAGGUCAAGAGAGAUUCUCCUCCCCCUCUACUCUGCCUUCAUGAGACAGCAUCUGGAAUAUUGUGUCUAGUUCUGGGCCCCUCAGUUCAAGAAGGACAGGGAGCUGCUGGAGAGAGUUCAGCGCAGGGCCACCAAGAUGAUGAAAGGAGUGGAACAUCUGCCUUAUGAUGAAAGGCUGAGGGAGCUGGGGCUCUUUAGCUUGGAGAAGAGGAGACUGAAUGGUGUUCUUAUUAAUGUUUAUAAAUAUGUAAAGGAUGGGUGUCAGGAGGAUGGAGCCAGGCUCUUCUAAAUGAUGGCCAAUGAUAGGACAAAGGCCAGUAAGUACAAGAUGGAACAUAAGAUGUUCAGAAGAAACAUAAGGAAGAAUUUCUUCACUGUUUAGGUGAAGAAAUUGUACUGAGUACUGGAACAGGCUGCCCAGAUGGGUUGUGGAGUCUGCUUCUCUGAAGACAUUGAAAACCCACCUGGAUGAGUUCCUAUGUAACCUACUCUAAAUUGCCCUGCUGUGGCAGGGCGGUUGGACUAGAUGACCUUUUGAAGUCCCUUCUGACCCCUAAGAAUCUGGCAUUCUGUGACCUUCAACUAAGAAGCCAAUCCAAACUGCUGUGUGAUGUGUGUUCUUUAAUUACCCAAGUCAUCAUGUUGAUAUUUACUCUACCUUUAGAAAUACAGAUAUAUGGCAUUUAUGUAAGUUUCUAUGGAUACCUGCUAUGCAAAUUUACCCAGAAAGGUAUUAAUAAUGCCUGGUCAACUUCCCAUGAGAGAAAAAAAAAAGAAGAAAACCCCUCAAAACCUGAAUUUUGGAAUUUUUUAUUUUAGUUUCUUUUGAAAAAUGCAGCUCUAGAAAUUUUAUAGGAAUACAAUGCAAAGGAUCAAAAAAAUUAUAAUGAACUUGAUUUUCACUUCUGGCAAACAGGGCACCUGGCUUACAGAAAGUGGUAAAGAGAAGAAUAGAUUGAGUGUUUUUUCUUGGAGAAAUGUUCAAAUCUAAAAAUAAUCUAAGGUUCAAAACCACAAAUAUUAAGAUUGUAUUUGGGAGUGAAACAAGUUUAAAAAAUGCCAAUAAAGUAUAUUGACCUGUUCCAGGAAACAAAAAUACUGGGCAGAACUUGAAUAAUAUAAUAGAACAAACACUUAAGGCACUGUAGUAUUUAUUGAGUUCAAUGAUAUCUGAAUAUCUCAUAAAAGAAAAUAAGCAGAGUUGUCAGCCAGCUCUCAUAUGCAAAGAAAAUGCAGUCAUUAAGAAAGAGCAAUAACAGUCUAAUGUUGUUUAGUUACCUGCACCCUGUAAAUACGUUGAAAAUGUCUUUGAUUUAUAUGUUGGAUUGAGGGAGUUGCUGGACAUCUU